Molecule: messenger RNA, 1692 nt
Organism: Penicillium daleae
Lineage: Eukaryota; Fungi; Ascomycota; Eurotiomycetes; Eurotiales; Aspergillaceae
Product: epsin
Exons: 4
Coding region: 1-1692 (563 amino acids)
Biological process (GO): endocytosis; actin filament organization
Cellular component (GO): plasma membrane; endosome; clathrin vesicle coat
Molecular function (GO): clathrin binding; phospholipid binding
Source: RefSeq, a predicted model, not a curated record
AUGUCGAAGGUCGUUCGCAGUGUCAAGAACGUUACAAAGGGAUACUCCUCGGUGCAGGUGAAGGUCCGAAAUGCUACAAGCAAUGAUCCAUGGGGCCCGACGGGCACUGAUAUGUCCGAGAUUGCGGCCAUGACAUUCGGAAGCCCGAACGAGUUCUACGAAAUCAUGGACAUGCUCGACAAGCGUCUCAAUGACAAAGGAAAGAAUUGGCGCCAUGUGCUCAAGUCGUUGAAGGUGCUGGACUACUGCCUGCACGAGGGAUCCGAGCUAGUGGUGACGUGGGCCCGGAAGAACGUGUAUAUCAUCAAGACUCUGCGCGAAUUCCAAUACGUUGACGAGGAGAGCAGAGACGUGGGCCAGAAUGUACGUGUGGCCGCAAAGGAACUUACUGCAUUGGUGUUGGACGAGGAUCGCCUGCGCAGCGAACGAUCAGAUCGCAAGCUUUGGAAGACUCGUGUGAGCGGACUCGACGAUGGAUAUGGUGGAGGCAGCAGCGAGCCUCCUAAAAAUCGGGACCGCCGGCGACCCCGCCGUGACGACGAGGAUGAUACCGAAUACCGAUUGGCGAUUGAGGCCAGCAAAGCUGAAGCCGAGGAGGAGCGCAAGCGACGGGCGAGGGAAGCCAACACUGAGGAUGACGAGGAUCUGGCAAAGGCGAUCAAGCUCAGUCGGGAAGAAGAGGAUCUGCGGAAGCGCGAACUGGAGCAAAGCAACGCACACUCGCUCUUUGAUGAGACCCCGGCCCAGGUCCAGCCCACUGGUUUCAAUCAGGGCUACCAGCAACAGGGUGCAGUCGACUGGUUCGGCAACCCCAUUAACGUACAGCAACCCAUGACGACUGGCUUCUUGAACAACCAAUACGCACAGCCUACUGGAUUCCAAGGCCAGCCGACGGGCAUGGCCAACCCAUACGCAAAUGGAUAUCAGCAGCAGCAGCCUUCUGCUUUUGAGCAGAACCCCUACGGGCAAGCUCAGAACAACUUCUUGCAGCCACAAGCUACCCUCCAACCCCAGCAGACGGCUUUCAACACCAACAAUCCCUAUGGUCCCACCGACGUUUUUGGUCAGCAGCAGCAGCAACAGCCCCAGGAGAACUACCUGUCUGCUGGAACCAACAAUCCUUGGGCUGCAACCCAGCCUGGCGAUGCAUUGAAGCCUAUGCCAACUGGAUCCAACAACCCCUUUGCCCAACGCACCCAGUCCCAAUUGACCAGUCAACCAUCAAAGCCGGGUCCUCCCUCGCUCAACACAUUGGCCGAAGACCGUGCCACCUCCCAAUUCAACAACAACCAGUAUAACGCUAGCCAGUUCACCCAACAACCCAGCCAGCCGAAUCCCAUUGCCAACUUCCAAGCCCCUCAGCCCCCAAAGAGCACUCCACCUCAGUCUGCCGACCCUCACCACGCCCGUCUCAAUGCCCUUCUUGCAUCGGGCGAGGGUCAGGACACGUUCGGUAACGUUGGUGACUUGCGUAUACCUGCGCAGCACACCGCGCCGGGCACAUUCGUCAACUCCGCAGGUCAGGGUUUGGAUCGCUUGCAUGCCAGCCAGACAGGACACAACCCCUUCUUCGGCCAGCAAUACACCGGUAUGCCCCAGCAGACCGGUUUCAUGCAGCAGCAACCUACCAACAAUCCUUGGGGCGCUCAGCAACGACCGCAGCAACAUGGUGGUAGUCUGAUCGACCUCUAG